Molecule: messenger RNA, 714 nt
Organism: Populus nigra (black poplar)
Lineage: Eukaryota; Viridiplantae; Streptophyta; Magnoliopsida; Malpighiales; Salicaceae
Exons: 2
Coding region: 32-691 (219 amino acids)
Biological process (GO): 'de novo' IMP biosynthetic process
Cellular component (GO): cytosol
Molecular function (GO): phosphoribosylaminoimidazolecarboxamide formyltransferase activity; IMP cyclohydrolase activity
Source: RefSeq, a predicted model, not a curated record
GUGCAGGAGAUGCCAUAUAACAACUACUUAGAUGCUGAUGCAGCUUGGGACUGCGUGUCAGAGUUUCAGAACCCUAGAUGUUGUAAAGCAUACAAAUCCCUGCGGGGUUGCUUCUCGCCAUGAUAUCCUCGAAGCUUAUAGGUUGGCUGUCAAAGCAGAUCCAGUGAGUGCAUUUGGUGGCAUCGUAGCCUUUAAUAUGGAAGUUGAUGAGGCUCAUGCUAAGGAAACCAGGGAGUUCAGAAGCCCGAUAGAUGGUGAAACCCGGAUGUUUCAUGAGAUUGUUGCUGCUCCCAAGUAUAAAAAGAAGGGACUCGAGAUCCUCCGUGGCAAAUCAAAGACAUCGAGGAUCCUGGAGGCAAAAAGUAACGAGAAAGGAAAACUUUCACUGAGACAAGAUGGUGCUGGAUGGUUAGCUCAGGAUUCAGAUGACCUUACCCCCCAAGACAUCCAAUUUAAGGUCAUGUCUGACAAGGGUCCAAUAGGAAGUGAGCUUCAUGAUGCAGAGUUUGCAUGGCUCUGCGUGAAGCAUGUCAAGAGCAAUGCUGUUGUAAUUGCAAAGGUUUGUACUUUGAUGAAUCUUAGAUUAGAGAAUUCUCAACCGCUAACACAUUCCAAAGAAUUCUCACCCUUAUCAUUGUUUGGGCAGAAUAAUUGUAUGGGAACCUUUAAAACGUUAUAUCUAAUAUUGUAGCAUAAAAUCAAGCUACAUAAUUA